Molecule: messenger RNA, 1071 nt
Organism: Penicillium roqueforti
Lineage: Eukaryota; Fungi; Ascomycota; Eurotiomycetes; Eurotiales; Aspergillaceae
Exons: 2
Coding region: 1-1071 (356 amino acids)
Source: RefSeq, a predicted model, not a curated record
AUGCCUCUCCAUCUCCUCGGCAAAAAGUCAUGGAACGUUUACAAUGUCGAUAAUGUCGCGCGCGUCAGGCGCGACGAGGCGCAAGCAAAAGCCCGCGAGGAAGAAGAUGAACGCAUCAUGCAGGAGGUCGAUGCCGAACGCAGGAUCAAAAUUCUUCGCGGCGAACGGCCGCCUACACCUCCACCGGCGCCCUCCCAUCUGUCAUCUGAACCCGGGGCUCGGUCAGACAGAAAGUCCACCAGCGAUGCUGGAGGAUUUCGUAAGAGAAGGCGAGUUGCUGGGGAAGAUGACACGGAUCGAGAUAUACGCUACGCUCGGGAGGAUGCGGCACAAGCAGUUGCUAAGCAGGAAGAGUUGAUGCUCGCCUCUCGCAAGGCUGACGCAGCACAAGCACCGAUUCUAGACAAAGCCGGCCAUAUCAAUCUUUUCCCAGCCACAAGUGCGAAAACUGAAAAAAAUAUCGAAGCGGAGGCUGAAGCGGCACGCAAGAAACGCAGCUAUGAAGACCAAUACACAAUGAGGUUUUCCAACGCCGCAGGCUUCAAGGAGACUAUUGGUCAGAAACCGUGGUAUUCCUCUACGGAACAAGAUGUAACAGCGCCAGGGUCAAUGCCCGAGAAAGAUGUGUGGGGUAACGAGGAUCCAAGGCGCAAAGAGAGGACACAGGCUCGUAUGAGUGCGAAUGACCCACUCGCAGCCAUAAAGCGGGGUGUGCGUCAGUUGAAAACAACAGAGCAGGAACGGAAGCGAUGGAAUGACGAAAAGCGAAGAGAAAUCGAAAUUUUGAAAUCCGAAGAGGCACGGCAGUCAAGCCAUCGGCGAAGGCGAUCCCCGUCAGUGAACAGCCUCGAUGGGUUCAAAUUGGAUGCGCCAGACAGAGAACGUGAGAAGAACAGAAGAAGUUCUGACAGACAUCAUCGUCGCCGUCAAGAUUCAAGUCGAGAUCGCUCACACCAUCGCUCUCAUCGUCGCUCUCAUCACCACUCCUCUCAUCGCAGUCAUAGUCAUCGUCACGAUAAACGUCCUGAGACUGCUAGGCGGGAAAUCCCCGAAGCGAAGAAUCAAUCCUAG